AUGGGUCGCGCAAAGCCAAUUGCCCAAAAUCUCCUAGCCGACCUCCCGACUGAUGCUGAUGCUGUACCAACCCAACCAAUGCCCCCACCGAAGCCAAGAAGAAUGAAGAAGGACCAGCCUAAGGCCAAGGCUACUGAGGUUGAGGCUGAGGAUACUUUGCCUAUCUCAAAACUGGCUGAGAGUAAGAAGACUUCUUCUGCUCCUUCAAAAAGGUCUGCCGAGACCCAGCCCUCUGAAUUCACCCAAUCAAAGAAGCCGAGGUCUUCUUCAGCUACUACUUCGGGGUCAAAGAAACCCGAUGUCCCCUGGGCCCCAAAGUUGACUUUUGAGGAUAGGCUAAUUAUGUCAACUGAGAGUGCCGACGACAUUAAUGUCGGUGUCGCCCUCAGCACUGCUCUUCUUCUUCCAAACGAUCUGGAACAAAAUGCUGGGUACAGCGAGUAUGAAAACUACGCGCUAAUGCUCCAACACUCCGUUCAAAGGGAGGUUUCUGCCCUCAAAAAGGAGAACAAAGCUAUUUUGAUAAAGAUGAAGAAGCUGGAAGAUCAGGCCGAGGUUGCCACUAAGGCCCAACAGAUGGCCGAAGAAAAAGCGGAGUCUGCUGAAGCCAUCAAAAAAGUUGCCGAGGCCGAGAAGAAAGAUGCCGAGGUAAAAAAGACUCAAGCCGAAAAAGAGCUCAAGCAGGCCCUGGCCACUAAAAAUGCCGAAAUUACUGAAGCCGAUGAAAAAGCUUAUGCCCAAGGAAUGGCCGAUGUUGCUGAGGACUACAAACUGCAAGCUGAAGCUAUUCCUCUCCCAUUCCCUCCUCCUGCUCCAUCUUCAAGUCAAGCUGAAGAUGAGGCAGAAUCUAAGGCUGAGGAUGAAGAUAAUAAUGAAGAUGAGGCCUUGGGUGAUGAGAUUGGGGAGGCGCCUGGGGAAGUUGCUACAGGGAUAUUAUCAUCCGACCUCCUUUUGGCUGAAAGAAGUCUUGACAAAACGCUUUCAGAGAUUGAUGCUGAGCUUGAGGCAGAAAAGAUUGCUGAGGAGGUUCCACCAGAAUCUUCCGAGGUCCAUGCCCAAAUUGCUCAUGAAAUUAAAGAAUCAUAA
Messenger RNA from Camellia sinensis, 1086 nucleotides. NCBI's taxonomy places the organism in Eukaryota, Viridiplantae, Streptophyta, Magnoliopsida, Ericales, Theaceae. The record is from RefSeq and is a predicted model, not a curated record.